AUGAAAUUCCUCUGUCUUCUGUCGGCUUUUGCUGUCUUCUUUGUGGCUUUGUCUCAAAGCAAUUAUCAUGAAAAUCCAUGAUUUCAGGUCGAAUCUCAAGAAUCCGGCUGGUCCGAAUGGACUGAUAAGCCUGGCGAAGCUUGCGACGACACUUGCGGCGCUUGCGGUGGCCUCAAACAAAUCAGAACUUGCCAAACCGCCAAUGGCUGCUUGUUAGUUUCAAAACCCAUUAGGUUGAUUUCGAACUCCUGAAACCUCGUAAGAUUUUCAGAGGAGCGAAUGAGCAAAUCGUGGCGUGCAACUUGGAAGUUUGCACCUUUCCUCGUCCCCUUUGCUGUUCUGGCUACAGCCCAGAAGUCAAGGACAGCAAGCGUAUCUGCACUGAGAAGCCAUGA
This is a messenger RNA of Caenorhabditis auriculariae, 395 nucleotides long. Lineage: Eukaryota; Metazoa; Nematoda; Chromadorea; Rhabditida; Rhabditidae. The record is from the annotation of a GenBank genome assembly.